Molecule: messenger RNA, 501 nt
Organism: Prosopis cineraria
Lineage: Eukaryota; Viridiplantae; Streptophyta; Magnoliopsida; Fabales; Fabaceae
Product: protein NSP-INTERACTING KINASE 1-like
Exons: 1
Coding region: 1-501 (166 amino acids)
Molecular function (GO): protein binding
Source: RefSeq, a predicted model, not a curated record
AUGGAAAAAUCUCUUUCCUUUGUUUUCCUGAUCUUCUCAUUCCACUGCUUCAUAUCCUCCUUAGCUUGGAUUGAUACAAACAUCACUACUGAUAAAUCUGCACUUCUUGGCCUUAAAUCUUUUAUUACUUCAUAUCCAUAUGGUUCCUUAUCUACUUGGUCUCUCUCCUCUUCUCCAUGCAAUUGGGUUGGUGUUACUUGCAAUACUUAUGGAAGGGUUCAUUCCUUGAAUCUUGGUGGCAUGGAUCUUAUAGGCACCAUAUCUCCACAAUUGGGAAAUCUCUCAUUUCUUGUUGAACUUGAUCUUAGUAGCAACAACUUUGAUGGUCAAAUACCAAGAGAGUUAGUUCAACUGUGUAGAUUGAAACUAUUGAACUUGAGCUACAAUGACUUUCAUGGACAAGUUCCAACAUUGAUAGGAUAUUUAUCUACAUUGGAGCACUUAAAUCUUCAAAAUAAUAGCUUUGAUGGAUUUAUUCCGCUGUCUCUAUUCAACCUAUGA